AACAGAUCCCCCAAGCCCUUGACCUCCUCCUGAGAGAAGAGUUGCCACAAUGAAAUGGAACCAAACAAUCUUGGAUCUGGUGGAGCAAAUCUUGUCUGAGUUCAGGCUACAGGAAGAAGACCUGAAGAAAGUGAUGAGGCGGAUGCAGAAGGAGAUGGACCGAGGCCUGCGGCUGGAGACCCAUGAAGAAGCCAGUGUGAAGAUGCUCCCCACUUACGUGCGCUCCACCCCAGAGGGGUCAGAAGUGGGAGACUUCCUCUCCUUGGAUCUGGGUGGCACCAAUUUCCGGGUAAUGUUGGUAAAAGUAGGAGAAGGAGAAGAGGGUCAAUGGAGUGUGAAGACAAAACAUCAGAUGUACUCCAUCCCUGAGGAUGCCAUGACAGGCACAGCAGAAAUGCUAUUUGACUACAUCUCUGAAUGCAUUUCUGAUUUCCUGGACAAACACCAGAUGAAACAUAAAAAGUUGCCUCUGGGCUUCACAUUCUCCUUCCCUGUGCGGCAUGAAGACAUUGACAAGGGAAUCCUUCUCAACUGGACAAAAGGCUUCAAAGCAUCAGGUGCUGAAGGGAACAACAUAGUCGGACUCUUGAGAGAUGCUAUCAAGCGGCGAGGGGACUUUGAAAUGGACGUUGUUGCCAUGGUCAACGACACAGUGGCAACAAUGAUUUCCUGCUACUAUGAAGAUCGCCAGUGUGAGGUUGGCAUGAUUGUUGGCACAGGGUGUAAUGCCUGCUACAUGGAAGAGAUGGAAAACGUGGAACUGGUGGAAGGGGAUGAAGGCCGGAUGUGUGUGAACACCGAGUGGGGAGCCUUUGGGGAUGCUGGGGAACUUGACGAAUUCCUGUUGGAGUAUGACCGGGUGGUAGACGAGGCCUCGCUGAAUCCCGGUCAGCAGCUUUAUGAGAAGAUCAUCGGGGGCAAGUACAUGGGGGAGAUCGUGAGGCUGGUUCUACUGAAGCUGGUGGAUGAGAAUUUGCUCUUCAACGGGGAAGCAUCUGAACAGCUGAGGACCCGAGGGGCCUUUGAGACCCGUUUUGUCUCCCAAGUGGAGAGCGAUUCUGGGGAUGGAAAGCAGAUCUACAACAUCCUGAGCACCCUGGGACUGCUCCCCUCCAUGACGGACUGUGAUAUUGUGCGCAUGGCCUGUGAGAGUGUUUCUACCCGGGCAGCCCAGAUGUGCUCAGCAGGGCUGGCAGGUGUCAUCAACCGAAUGCGGGAGAGUCGCAGCGAGGAGGUCAUGAGGAUCACCGUAGGUGUGGAUGGCUCCGUCUACAAACUGCACCCCAGCUUCAAACACCGAUUUCACGCUACUGUGCGGCAGCUGGCACCCUGUUGUGACAUCACGUUUAUCCAGUCAGAGGAGGGCAGUGGCCGGGGUGCUGCGCUUGUCUCUGCUGUGGCCUGCAAAAAGGCCUGCAUGCUUAACCAGUGAAGGCAGGUGUGGCCCUUACCUGCCUAGGCAUCUGCCAGGGGCAGUGUUCACAGGAAGCUGCUUCCUAGCUCCUUCAGCCCUUGGUCCAGGACAGAACUUCUGCCCCUUCCACUUUGAGGAGGCUGGGCUUUUGCUGAUAGCAAGUGCCGUGGAAGAUAUACUCUUGGGGGUUGUUCCUUCUCCCAAAGGAGGAAGCUGAGGGGUGCAGAGCAGCUUGUUUCUCUCCAUGGAUGUGGGACUUGAGAGCCUGUGGUAUCUAUGUGCCGUACUCAGCUCAGGACCAGGGGGAAAGACCUGGCAGAGAAGGAAUGGCCUCAAACAGAUUUGUAACUAGAUUUGCGUCUGGAUCAAGGGAAAGGAAGAUGCUGGGGGGAAUUCACUUGGGGUGCAGCCAUCGGGGGAGAAAUAUACUCCAGGGCACCACAAGAUUUCUAUGCUGCUGAAGGACUGACUUGUACUGGGUGUCAGUAGGUGGCACGGGGGACACUAGAGGCCAGAGUUUAGCCAACAGAGGAAGAAAGUAUGCCCUGGGACAGGUGCCUUGGGGCAAAAUCUUUGUAAUUCCUCUCUAGUUAAUAGAUCUGUCCUUAAAGAAUGACCUCCUACACAACUCCAUCCAAGCCCACCAACAUAGCCAGGACAUUGUGUCUCCCUCCCCCAGUGUCCUAUCCUCUCUUCCAAGCUGGUAGCCAGGGGCUUAAUUGAAACCUAGUAGUGGCUAAGGAUGGUCUAUUCCUGUAAGAUGGUGGGUGUGGCUUAGCCUGAUCCUAGGGAUUCUAGUUCUCCUGAUGACACCACAGCCAACUUCCUUUUUAAUAGCUGACCUGUAUAUGCUUGCUGCUCCUAUCAGGGAAAGCUCCUGGAUCCCUGGCAUGGCAAGUCAGCUUCACUAUAACCAUCCAGACCUUGCCAGUCUGCUCCCCACUAGGGUCACUAGUACUCAGGAGCAUAUGUAUAUCAGCCCUGGGGUUGUUUGGGGCAGGGAGAGUCUGUAUGGGCAUAACCUAGUCUAUUUGUGCCAUUGAGAGAACCAGAGACCACAGAUUCCCUGAAUCUUCAGGCAAGUUGGCAUUCACGUGGGUGGUCCUUGGUCCUUUUUCUCCUGGGAAAUAUACCCAGUAAUACAAAAUGAAACUGAACCCCACCAAGAGGGAAGAAGUCAUCUAAGACCUUCCCCCUGACCCCCACCACCCAAGCUUGGCAAGUCAAUUGAGCCAUACAGCCUCAUGAGGUAUCCCUGCAUGCUAAAAACACAUACCACCUCAUAACCACAACAGAAGACACAAGGCCCUUCCUGCCUCUCUCCUGGCAGGGGAGCCCGCCUAAUCUUCCUAGGGCUCUUAUUGUAAGAGUCCUUCCCCAGUCACUCUCCAAAGGAAGGCUCUGGAGCCAGGCGUUAAUACUGGUAUCUGUAGAUUGUAUACCCAUUGAACCAUGAAGUGCUGAGUGUCACAAACACACACACACACACACGUAAAGCCAAGCCCUUCCUUUUCCACAUUGUAAAACCAGCAUACUCAUCACAAACUCACCACAAUCCUUUAAUU
Molecule: messenger RNA, 2979 nt
Organism: Vombatus ursinus (common wombat)
Lineage: Eukaryota; Metazoa; Chordata; Mammalia; Diprotodontia; Vombatidae
Gene: GCK
Product: glucokinase
Exons: 10
Coding region: 50-1432 (460 amino acids)
Biological process (GO): intracellular glucose homeostasis; glycolytic process; glucose 6-phosphate metabolic process
Cellular component (GO): mitochondrion; cytosol
Molecular function (GO): ATP binding; fructokinase activity; glucokinase activity
Source: RefSeq, a predicted model, not a curated record